AUGAGGUUAAAUCGUUCGCACGAUCAAUGUUACAGCGUGGCUCCGUUGAUUUUGAGAGCCUCACGGAAAGUCUUGACUGAUCAUUUUGAGGCAGGAGAGGAUGCGAUUCCCGGCAUCACUGAUGUAGCAGAAUCUGUCCUACGGGAACUAAUAUCGGAGCAAGCACAGUGGCCAGAGGAUGAGAUGACAAAAAUGAAAAUGCUUCAAUCAGCGUUUGAAGUACUGGAACAGAAGGGUGUGAUCUCAAGGGCGAUGCUGCAGCAGAUGUGGGAAUGGCGAAAUUCGUGGCGAUGCUUCGUCUCAUCAUGUCGGCUACUGCUAUUUCCAUGA
Pseudogymnoascus destructans is the source of this 330-nucleotide messenger RNA. RefSeq lists its product as uncharacterized. The coding region runs from base 1 to 330 and encodes 109 amino acids. Lineage: Eukaryota; Fungi; Ascomycota; Leotiomycetes; Thelebolales; Thelebolaceae. The transcript has a single exon. The record is from RefSeq and is a predicted model, not a curated record.